Messenger RNA from Pelobates cultripes (western spadefoot toad), 33396 nucleotides. The record is from the annotation of a GenBank genome assembly. Lineage: Eukaryota; Metazoa; Chordata; Amphibia; Anura; Pelobatidae.
CAAGGCUUUAUCUCCAGAGUGGAGUCAUUCCGUGGCAUCCUUAUAAACUGCUCACUGGAAGCCAUUGUGAGUAAUCACUGCACAUUUGGCUUCUUUAGAUGGUAUGGACACACGGCAUCACCAAGACAGCUACUCAGGGUCCCUCUGUCUCCUCCAACAUCCGUGUACAAAGUUCCCAUGUUCAUCUGCUAUGACAUACAUCCAUGAGGAUGAAACACGCCAUUCCAGAGUCAUUUCAAACUCCCAGAUUAAUCAGCCGUGCACAAAAUACAAGGAAUUGUCAUUCGGCAGCAUGUAUCCAUUAAAGAGUAUAGAGGCUCAUGCUGUGAUUAGGGAAUUCUAUCCACUUCAGACUUGUCGUGCAGGUGUCACCAAUUCCGUCCAUAAUGACACCACCAGGCUGUAUCGAAGCUUGGAAAACCUGCACUGGGCUGUAAUUUCAGAAUCCAGUGUUUAUGCUCAGUACAGGAGCGUGGGAAGUGAUUUUAAUCUGCAUUGCAGGAGCACCAGACACAUGUCAGAAGAUUCUGCUGAGAAAGGGUCUCUCCAUAGUCUGACAGACAUCUGUAGACAUUCCACCGAGAGAUUAGCUGGCUUUAGAGACCUUUCGGUACCCCCCAUUGCCAAAGUGCACCAGUGGCUCUUUCCUGCAGCAGAGGACAAGGUCACCCAAGGUGAUACCAAAAGAGAACUGAAAGAGAAGCUUAGAAUACAUAGCUCCAAGCUUGUGGAACCCAUUCGACCUGUUCGCCCACAGACUUUCCAAUCUACCUGCUUGGCCAACGUACCUACAGAAAGCAGGAGAUGCCAGCACUGCAAGUGUAGACUUCCAUGCAGCACAGCAUCUGCAGAGCAUCAUGCACAUACUAACAGCACAAAUACAAAGAGAUGUGCAAGCACCUUAUACCACAGAACCAGCCCAGAGCACAUUAAACAAGAGGCCAUACGAAGGCUGCAACUCCGCAGGCAAAACAGCUUCCCAAACCUUGCACUUACUCAUGGAGAUCAAGAGCACAGGGGCAUGGCUAAAUCAAAAACAACCGAAUCAUUCAAAGAACAGAGGCCUGAGAGUUGUAGAGAUUGGGAAACACAGCCAGCAAGGGCCACCAGGGAUGUUAAAGGUAGAUUAUAUAUCCCAACAUUUGAAGAAUUUAAGAGGAUGCGUGAGAAAGAGAAGGGUUUGUUGGGCAAAACUGACGUUUCCUCACAAAAUAUGGAAUUAUCUCCACGAGAGGUCCAUUGCACAGAAGGAGAUAGACAGUCUUGCAUACCAGUAAUGGUGGAAGUCCACAGCCACAGACUGGGUAAUGAAACAAGUGAGUUAUCAGCAGAGAAUCAUCGCCAGACCCACAGUGACCUGGUGGGUUCCUCCCAAGGCAAAGUACCUUUGAAUGACAGUGUUAUGUGUAGCAUUGCACAGCAUGGCUCAUUAGAAAGCAGAGCUCACUCACCCUCAUACCGGUGUGCUUUCUCAGCUCCCAUUUGUUCCGGUCCUGUUUCAAAGUUCCCAUUGCAGACGCUUACCAUGCACAUUGACAAAGAGCAGCUUGUUGAGUGUGAGCCACAUGUGUCUGAUACCAAUAGUCCUAGUGGACUGCACGGCAUUGCAGAGCAGGGUCAAACUUCUGAAGCCCAUUCUUCUUGCUGUCCAUCUCUGCUUUUAGAAGCCACAGAUUUAUCCAGCUAUGGAUCUAAGCUGCAGAAAAUGAAGGAUGGGCUCAUAGGUUCAGCCUUGGAUCUCAUUAAGAAAAGGUAACGGUAUUGCUUGCUCUAAGCAGUUUGUUCUUGAGACUCUAAUGAUAUCAUAUGCAGGUUUUAGCUCUGCUAGAUAACAGAGUCGAGGUCAGUGGCAUCACUAGGAAUACCACGUUUUCUUGGAUACAAAUCACUUCUAGCUUAGGUUAUUUACCAUAGUCUGUGCUCGACAAAUCCCAGACGCCAGGUCCCCGUGACUUCCCGGCACCUGGGUGUUUGUCAGCUUGUUCAGCCCCCAAGGUGACCGACUGACUGAUAUUGAAGGUAGGCAGCCGGCUCAUGGAGGGCAGAGGUGGAUGGGCCCUGACUGAAAGCAGAGGUGGCAAGGGAGCUGUGAUCUGCUAUUAUGCCGGCAGCCGGAAUAUGACUGUAUAUGACAAAAUAAGCUGUAGUGUCCCUUUAGGAAUUCUAUUUAUGAUGGUAAAAAACCUGGCUCCUAACCUUUUUAGCUGGCUGCUAGAUUCCAAGCAAAUUUGUCAAGCCCUAGUCUGAAUUGUAGUGAAAUUAAGUCUGCAUGGCAAAAUUCAAGCUAAAAUAGCUGAUCUGGAAAAAUUCUCCAACCCAGGUAUAGUUACUGCUUUACUAUUUUAGCCUGAGUUUUGUAAUUCAGACCUCUUGUCUGCAGCCCAUGCAAGCUCUCCCCUUUAAUCCCCGCCCAGACUUUCUGUGUCUGUCCAAUCAAAGACUUCCCAAUGCAGCUCAAUGAGAAGUCUUUGCAAGGCAGGUGCUCUGGGCAGUUCCUGCCUCUUGAGUUUAGCUUCACUGAGCUAAACAACCAGGAAGCAACAGAACCGGGUAUCUGAUUGACAGUCAGGGGGGUGUAACCAGUACAAUUUAUAAAAGUGCCAAUUUAUAUUCAAAUCGGCACUUUUUGUAAAAUGAAAAAAGAGGAUACACUCUUCACAUAUAAGGGUCUAGAGGUGAUAUAGACAGAGAUAAGGAGAGCGUUGGUUGUGCUGGUGUAUAUAAUAAUGCUGUAUCUGGGCUACAGAUUGCCCAUGGCCUAUGCUGUGUUGUGGCAGUAUACAGGGGCCUCGCUGUUAGUGAUGAUGUUCGUUUCUUCCCAGCUGUAUAACUGAGCCAAGCAUCGAGCCUCCGGUUAGAGUAUCAUAUGAACUCUCGAAAACAGAUCCCACAUCACAGGAGAACAGCUGUCAAUCUCGAUCUGGUGCCAUGACAACAUCAAGCUGUACGACAACUGACUGCAAGCCCAGUGUAAGUACAACACAGCUUGGGAGGAGGCAAAACAAUAAUAUCAGAAGGCAGAUGCCAACUCCCAUCAGGUUUGACCAGUUAAUGGUAAGAUAGGUUUUUCAAUACAUAACAUGCCCUACUUAGCAAUUAAAGGGUUAAUGUAGAAACUUUUGUGGUGUUCCUCAACAUUUUGCCAAAUAAAUGUAAUAAAAUAUUAAAUAAUGCAGAGAAUUCUCAAACUGUCCACUACCCAUUGAUAUUUUAAAAGUCCCACAUGUCCAUGCCACAGUAAAUUAGUACCGAACUGAUGGCUGUUUUGAAUCCGGGAUAUGUGGCUUUUAUACCCGGUACACAUAGGAGUGACUUGUUCUGGAGAGAAGACAGUCUGGAGUUGGCUCUUGGAGGCUCUGCCGGUGCUGCCGGCGUUUGGGGUCGAGCAGGAUUGCCGUGUAUGCACUGCUAUACUCCUUAGGACAGAAGAGCAGAAGCCAUCUCCCACGUGUUGCUGAUGCCUGGGGACGAGCAAGACGAAAGCGUCUGCACUGCAACCCUGCUAUAGCCCGAAGGAUAGUGAACGAGCAGAAAACGAAGAGAUCCGAUGCAGCAAUCAGAUCACAAAGAGACAGCUCCUCCAGCAGAAAAAAAGAUGAGUACAACAUAAUAACAUAAACAAUUUAAAUAUGUUAUAUAUUCUCUAAUGCUGUAUUAGGAGGAAAACUUAAGAAGGAGAAGAUAUAAAGCGAAGGGAAAAAGCAAUUAUUCCGUUCUGGAUGUAUAUAUUUUUUUAUUUAUUCAUUUUUUCUCAGUUAAUGUUUUGGUUUUUGAGAUUUUUUCCUUUUUGGCUCAGAGAGUAGCCCUUUAGAAAUAUAACCCUAUGGGCGAUAUUCUCUCAUCAUCUCCUAUUGAUAUAAGUAAAAACUACUUUUACAUGUAAAAUGGCCACCAGAAGCCAGACGACAUAAAGGGAUAAGAGAGACAAUAAGUUUGCCUGGGUUCUUCUCCCCUGUCGCUCAAAAAGAUAAAUCAAUCAUAGCAAACACAGAAAGGCCGGGCAAAAGAUUCUGGAAGUAAGCCAAAACCCUGAAGACACGUAUGUGUCCCAGACUUAUUUUUAAAGAUUGUAUGCAUUCUAUGGUGGAAACACUGAAAGACAAUAGUAAGUCUAGUGCUAUAGACAUUAAACAAAAAAUUGGAAGUACAUGCCUUAAUCAGCUUGGACAAAAAAUAGCUGAAAUGGAGGAGAAUAAUCAAUCCUUUAAAGAGCUCCAAGUAAUAUCUGAACGAAAAAUAUCGGAUAUAGAAUUACAAUUAGGUGACAUGGAAGAGCGCGCAAGAGGACAGAAUUUAAGAUUUAGAAAUAUAUCUGAGGAAAUAAAUUAUGAAAGACUACAAAUAUUUUUGGAAGAAUUUUUUUGGAAAGCUGGGAGUUAACAAUAAACUUCAUCCAUUUUUAAACCAAGGGGUAUUCCCGAAAGUACUCCUAGGGAUGUAAUAGUCCAUUUUUUUUCAUUUCAAAUUAAGGUACACAUUUUUAAAGAAAUCAGAGCUCCAAAUAACUUCUAGGCACCUUUAAGAAGUAUCCAAGUACUACAGGACUAUUCCUAUAUAAAACAAUAUCGCAGAAGAUACACAACUUCUCAACACAAAUGAACUUGUUUAAAACACACAAUAUUAAAUUUCGUUGGAGCGCUUCGGCCAUCCUAAGAGUAUACUGGGACAACAGAUGGAGCUCUUUCAGGACACCUAAAAAAGCUAGACAAUGGAUUGAACAAGGAAAUUUGAGUUAGAGGAAGAAGAAAAGAAAGAGAAAAUCUGUACGGAGCUCUAUGAAGAGAACAAAAGGAUAAUAGAGAGGGAUAAUAUGAAUUAUUAAAAGGACUUUUUUUUUCCAGACAAAAAUUAGUACUUGAGUAAGGAUUUAAACAUAAAUAGAUAGAAAUAUAUAGAUCCUACUCCUUAUUAAUAUAUUAGCACUAAUAGAGAUAAAAUUCAAAUAUAAUAUAGAUCACAAAUAAUUGGGUAUGUAAUGGAAGGGGGUAAUGAAAAAAUAAGAGGAGUUAAAUAGAUUAUUAAAAUUAUUAGAUAUAGACACAGUAUAAGAAGCACGACUAAUUCUUACAAAUAUAAAGGCAAGAUAUAAUACAAGCACUCGGGCGGAUAUAGGUCAUUUUUUGAAAUACAAAGAGAGGAAAGAUUAAGGGAAAAGUAAUUAUUCACAUACUUAUUUUUAUUAUUUUUUUAAUGGAUUAGAAAGAUAUAGAUCUUGUCUCUAAAUAAAGAUAGUAAGGACAAAAAGGACUAACUAAAUUUCUUAAAUACUACGUAUAUUUUCUAUUGAUAAUACAUAGGAGCGUCUAGGAGAGUGAUGAGGCGGGUGGGAGUAGGUUUUUAUAUCUUCCAAAUGUUUCCCCAAUAACUCUAUUAAAGAAACUAUUAAAGGUAAAUGACGUAAAGGAGGGUAUUCUUGUAAUAGCAGGGGACUCAAUCCUAGAUCCAAUUUAGGAUAAAAAAAAAUACCAGCAGGAGCCACUAUUAGUAGAUACAUAUCAAAACAAGCAAAAUCUCUAACAAAUACUCUUAAGAGACCUGCUUGAUAUAUGGAGGGUGUUUCAGCCCGAGGAUAAAGAGUUGACACGAUUUAGGGCAAUCGCAUGUUAGUAGAUAAGGUUAAAAGAAUAGAAAUCAUUGAUAAUGCGUGGUCUGAGCAUUUUGGAAAUGGAUUUGGAUAGUGAUUUCCCAUCCUUUAAUAGAACAACUUGGAGACUCAAGAAAUCCUAAAUAUAUAGAACAUAAAAUAGAAGAUUUUAUGUUGGAUAAUAAUAUAUCAGGUACUUCUUCCGGCAUAUAUUGGUGUGCCUUUAAGGCUGUGAUGCGUGGUCAUGUUAUAAAGCUACAAAGUCAAAUAAAGAAGCAAGUGGGGCAACCGCUAUCCCACCUAUACCACGAUCAUUGCAAAUUGUCUAACGAGUAUAAAGUAAAUCUGUCAAAGGACACUUUGGACAAACUAAUUAGGGAUACAAUCACAGAAGGAAUAACAGCAAAUCUUAAAAAAUGACUACAGAGGAAAUAGGGCAGAUAAAAUCCUUACUAAAAAAUUAAACAGAUAAUAGAGUUCAGAAAUUAAUAGUUGACUCUAAAACAUAUAAUAACCCUGUAGAAAUUGGCCAGGCUUUUAAUGAUUAUUAUUCGAAUCUUUAUAAUAAUAUAGAAAAUGUCACAUUAAGAAAUUGGAUAAGCCAUGGUAUUAAACAGGUAGAUCAAAUCAUGCUCGGCACUAAUAUUAAACCGUUUCCCAGAUUACAAGAGGAAUUCUCUCUUCAAAAUUCUGAAUUAUUCUCAUAUUAAAAAUUUCAUAGGUCUUUACAAGACAGAAUCUACAUCAGAAAAUAUUUCUCAUAAGUUGGUAAAUGGCGAUAUUUAAAUAGACCCUUGUCAAGAUCUAUUGAAUUCAUAUCCUUUUUAUCUCCUGUGGAUAUUUCAGUGUUAACUAGAUGGGAAAAAGUAUUGGGCCAUCAAAUAGCUACAGCUGAGUGGGCGAAAGGUUUCUAUUUGGUCACAAAAAACGUUUACUGCCUAAACUAUGUAGAGACUCGUGUAAAGGUUAUAUAUAAAUGGUAUUAUACACCAGAUAAGCUUCAUAAAAUAUCUGCUACAAAGUUGAAUAUAUGUUGGAGAUACAACCAAGCUGGGCUCAUAUGUUCAUAUAUGGUGGUACUGUCCAAAAAUACUUGGACUUUGGAAUAAAUUGUUUGAUUGUCUUGCACAAAUUGGUGUUCCCAAUAUUACUAGGUCACCAGAAGUGGCCUUUUUUCAUCUCGACUGGCCAUAUUUAACUAAAGUAGAUAUAUUUUUCGUAAUUGUUGUUUUGUAUCUGUUAAAAUCACGAUUGCACGUAGAUGGAGACAAGUAGAAUCGCCGAUAUGGAACGAGAUCAAAAAAUAAAUAAAUCAAUAAUUGGUAAUGGAGCAAGGUCUCACCUAUCUAAACAGUUUCAUUAUAAAGAAAAGUGGCGAUAUUAGAAAGAGGACACAAGCCUUAAAUAAGUGGUCGGACGGAUAGAUCGUGCACGUAGAUGAUGAUUUAUUCCUCUGUUAGUACAAUGUUGAAGUAUAUCUUUUAUUUAUUUUUUCACUCUGCUGUUACUUUUAAUAUGUCUGUCUUGAUUAUUAUAAUGGGAUAUAGUAUGGACGUCCUAUAUAUUCUCUCUAUCUAAUGUAAUAGAUGUCAAAAUAUUUUCUCUAAAUAAGUACACUGCUUUAGAUAUUUUGUAUGGAUAACAGAUGAUGGUUAAUUGAGAGACAGAGUCACACAUUUUAUAUCUGUCUGUUUGUAUGUGUGUUAUAAAAUGAGAAAAAAAAUUCUAUAUGGCUUUUCAUUUGGCUUUUCACAAAUUGCACAUUUGGUUAUAUUUGAUGUAUUGAGCUCUAUCAUUUGACUGCUCUGCUAGAUGUUAAAAAAAACAAAAGCCAAAUCUCACUAAUUUGUCUAAACAAAGUUUGUUAAUUUAGCUAUGCACCGAUUCACUGGACACAGACCUGGCACCAUAACUCUAAAUCCUCAUAAUGCUGCCCUAUAACAAUAUCACACCAUAUAUCUCUCACCACAGCCGUGUCUCCGUUUAUUGCCGUUUGUUACCGUGUGGUUACAUGGUCUCCAUUCGGCUGGAUCUAUUUCCAGGUAAAUACAGAGGCUGCCAAGAGCUUGACGAUCCACUCAGCUAAAUGCUUUUUCAAUUUGUUGUUGAGAACAAAGUGAUUCACAGGCAUUUGAUCAGCUGAAUUUAGAGAAUCGAACCAAAUUAAACAACUGAAUUUGCUAAAAGUAAAAUUGACGUUGGCAGUUAUUCACUAAAGGGAUAAAUCAAAGUUCAUUGAAAGUGAGUUUCACAUUUCAGACCAAAUUAACAGAAUUGUGAAGUUAUGUCGGGUAUGUUUCCUGUUUGGCCACUUUGGCAUAAAAUGUAAAAAAAUCACUUGGAAUUCACUCAGUUCUCAUAUUAGUGAAUAAACCCUUCUGUGCUUAUAAUCAGACAGUACUCGGAUCAGUGGCAGCUUCCCAUUCCCUCGCUUAUAAUCAAACAGUACUCGGAUCAGUGGCAACUUCCCAUUCCCUCGCUUAUAAUCAGACAGUACUCGGAUCAGUGGCAGCUUCCCAUUCCCUCACUUAUAAUCAAACAGUACUCAGAUCAGUGGCAGCUUCCCAUUCCCUCGCUUAUAAUCAGACAGCACCCGGAUCAGUGGCAACUUCCCAUUCCCUCGCUUAUAAUCAGACAGUACUCUGAUCAGUGGCAGCUUCCCAUUCCCUCACUUGUAAUCAGACAGUACUCAGAUCAGUGGCAGCUUCCCAUUUCCUCGCCUAUAAUCAAACAGUACUCAGAUCAGUGGCAGCUUCCCAUUCCCUCGCUUAUAAUCAGAUUAGUACCCGGAUCAGUGGCAGCUUCCCAUUCCCUUGCUUAUAAUCAGACAGUACUCGGAUCAGUGGCAGCUUCCUAUUCCCUCGCUUAGAAUCAGAUAGUACUCGGAUCAGUGGCAGCUUCCUAUUCCCUCGCUUAGAAUCAGAUAGUACUCGGAUCAGUGGCAGUUUCCCAUUCCCUCGCUUAUAAUCAGACAGUACUCGGAUCAGUGGCAGCUUCCCAUUCCCUUGCUUAUAAUCAGACAGUACUCAGAUCAGUGGCAGCUUCCCAUUCCCUCGCUUAUAAUCAGAUAGUACUCGGAUCAGUGGCAGUUUCCCAUUCCCUCGCUUAUAAUCAGACAGUGCUCGGAUCAGUGGAAGCUUCCCAUUCCCUUGCUUAUAAUCAGACAGUACUCAGAUCAGUAGAAGCUUCCCAUUCCCUUGCUUAUAAUCAGACAGUACUCGGAUCAGUGGCAGCUUCCCAUUCCCUCACUUAUAAUCAGACAGUACUCAGAUCAGUGGCAGCUUCCCAUUCCCUCGCUUAUAAUCAGACAGUGCUCGGAUCAGUGGCAGCUUCCCAUUCCCUCGCUUAUAAUCAGACAGUACUCUGAUCAGUGGCAGCUUCCCAUUCCCUUGCUUAUAAUCAGACAGUACUCGGAUCAGUGGCAGCUUCCUAUUCCCUCGCUUAGAAUCAGAUAGUAUUCGGAUCAGUGGCAGCUUCCUAUUCCCUCGCUUAUAAUCAGACAGUACUCGGAUCAGUGGCAGCUUCCCAUUCCCUCGCUUAUAAUCAGACAGUACUCGGAUCAAUGGCAGCUUCCCAUUCCCUCGCUUAUAAUCAGACAGUACUCUGAUCAGUGGCAGCUUCCCAUUCCCUCGCUUAUAAUCAGACAGUACUCGGAUCAGUGGCAACUUCCCAUUCCCUCGCUUAUAAUCAGACAGUACUCGGAUCAGUGGCAGUUUCCCAUUCCCUCGCUUAUAAUCAGACAGUGCUCGGAUCAGUGGCAGCUUCCCAUUCCCUCGCUUAUAAUCAGACAGUACUCAGAUCAGUGGCAACUUCCCAUUCCCUCGCUUAUAAUCAGACAGUACUCAGAUCAGUGGCAGCUUCCCAUUCCCUCGCUUAUAAUCAGAUAGUACUCGGGUCAGUGGCAGCUUCCCAUUCCCUCGCUUAUAAUCAGACAGUGCUCGGAUCAGUGGCAGCUUCCCAUUCCCUCGCUUAUAAUCAGAUAGUACUCGGAUCAGUGGCAGUUUCCCAUUCCCUCGCUUAUAAUCAGACAGUGCUCGGAUCAGUGGCAGCUUCCCAUUCCCUCGCUUAUAAUCAGAUAGUACUCGGAUCAGUGGCAGCUUCCCAUUCCCUCGCUUAUAAUCAGACAGUGCUCGGAUCAGUGGCAGCUUCCCAUUCCCUUGCUUAUAAUCAGACAAUACUCGGAUCAGUGGCAGCUUCCUAUUCCCUCGCUUAGAAUCAGAUAGUACUCGGAUCAGUGGCAGCUUCCUAUUCCCUCGCUUAGAAUCAGAUAGUACUCGGAUCAGUGGCAACUUCCCAUUCCCUCGCUUAUAAUCAGACAGUACUCGGAUCAGUGGCAGCUUCCCAUUCCCUCACUUAUAAUCAAACAGUACUCAGAUCAGUGGCAGCUUCCCAUUCCCUCGCUUAUAAUCAGACAGCACCCGGAUCAGUGGCAGUUUCCCAUUCCCUCGCUUAUAAUCAGACAGUACUCUGAUCAGUGGCAGAUCAGUGGAAGCUUCCCAUUGCCUUGCUUAUAAUCAGACAGUACUCAGAUCAGUGGCAGCUUCCCAUUCCCUCGCUUAUAAUCAAACAGUACUCAGAUCAGUGGCAGCUUCCCAUUCCCUCGCUUAUAAUCAGACAGUGCUCGGAUCAGUGGCAGCUUCCCAUUCCCUCGCUUAUAAUCAGACAGUACUCUGAUCAGUGGCAGCUUCCCAUUCCCUUGCUUAUAAUCAGACAGUACUCGGAUCAGUGGCAGCUUCCUAUUCCCUCGCUUAGAAUCAGAUAGUAUUCGGAUCAGUGGCAGCUUCCUAUUCCCUCGCUUAGAAUCAGAUAGUACUCGGAUCAGUGGCAGUUUCCCAUUCCCUCGCUUAUAAUCAGACAGUACUCGGAUCAGUGGCAGCUUCCCAUUCCCUUGCUUAUAAUCAGACAGUACUCAGAUCAGUGGCAACUUCCCAUUCCCUCGCUUAUAAUCAGACAGUACUCAGAUCAGUGGCAGCUUCCCAUUCCCUCGCUUAUAAUCAGAUAGUACUCGGAUCAGUGGCAGUUUCCCAUUCCCUCGCUUAUAAUCAGACAGUACUUGGAUCAGUGGCAGCUUCCCAUUCCCUCACUUGUAAUCAGACAGUACUCGGAUCAGUGGCAGCUUCCCAUUCCCUCGCUUAUAAUCAGACAGUACUCGGAUCAGUGGCAGCUUCCCAUUCCCUCGCUUAUAAUCAGACAGUACUCUGAUCAGUGGCAGCUUCCCAUUCCCUCGCUUAUAAUCAGACAGUACUCGGAUCAGUGGCAACUUCCCAUUCCCUCGCUUAUAAUCAGACAGUACUCGGAUCAGUGGCAGUUUCCCAUUCCCUCGCUUAUAAUCAGACAGUGCUCGGAUCAGUGGCAGCUUCCCAUUCCCUCGCUUAUAAUCAGACAGUACUCAGAUCAGUGGCAACUUCCCAUUCCCUCGCUUAUAAUCAGACAGUACUCAGAUCAGUGGCAGCUUCCCAUUCCCUCGCUUAUAAUCAGAUAGUACUCGGGUCAGUGGCAGCUUCCCAUUCCCUCGCUUAUAAUCAGACAGCUGAUCUCGGAUCAGUGGAUCAGCUUCCCAUUCCCUCGCUUAUAAUCAGAUAGUACUCGGAUCAGUGGCAGUUUCCCAUUCCCUCGCUUAUAAUCAGACAGUGCUCGGAUCAGUGGCAGCUUCCCAUUCCCUCGCUUAUAAUCAGAUAGUACUCGGAUCAGUGGCAGCUUCCCAUUCCCUCGCUUAUAAUCAGACAGUACUCAGAUCAGUGGCAGCUUCCCAUUCCCUCGCUUAUAAUCAGAUAGUACUCGGAUCAGUGGCAGUUUCCCAUUCCCUCGCUUAUAAUCAGACAGUGCUCGGAUCAGUGGAAGCUUCCCAUUGCCUUGCUUAUAAUCAGACAGUACUCAGAUCAGUGGCAGCUUCCCAUUCCCUCGCUUAUAAUCAAACAGUACUCAGAUCAGUGGCAGCUUCCCAUUCCCUCGCUUAUAAUCAGACAGUGCUCGGAUCAGUGGCAGCUUCCCAUUCCCUCGCUUAUAAUCAGACAGUACUCUGAUCAGUGGCAGCUUCCCAUUCCCUUGCUUAUAAUCAGACAGUACUCGGAUCAGUGGCAGCUUCCUAUUCCCUCGCUUAGAAUCAGAUAGAUACUCGGAUCAGUGGCAGCUUCCUAUUCCCUCGCUUAGAAUCAGAUAGUACUCGGAUCAGUGGCAGUUUCCCAUUCCCUCGCUUAUAAUCAGACAGUACUCGGAUCAGUGGCAGCUUCCCAUUCCCUUGCUUAUAAUCAGACAGUACUCAGAUCAGUGGCAACUUCCCAUUCCCUCGCUUAUAAUCAGACAGUACUCAGAUCAGUGGCAGCUUCCCAUUCCCUCGCUUAUAAUCAGAUAGUACUCGGAUCAGUGGCAGUUUCCCAUUCCCUCGCUUAUAAUCAGACAGUACUUGGAUCAGUGGCAGCUUCCCAUUCCCUCGCUUGUAAUCAGACAGUACUCGGAUCAGUGGCAGCUUCCCAUUCCCUCGCUUAUAAUCAGACAGUACUCGGAUCAAUGGCAGCUUCCCAUUCCCUCGCUUAUAAUCAGACAGUACUCUGAUCAGUGGCAGCUUCCCAUUCCCUCGCUUAUAAUCAGACAGUACUCGGAUCAGUGGCAACUUCCCAUUCCCUCGCUUAUAAUCAGACAGUACUCGGAUCAGUGGCAGUUUCCCAUUCCCUCGCUUAUAAUCAGACAGUACUCGGAUCAGUGGCAGCUUCCCAUUCCCUUGCUUAUAAUCAGACAGUACUCAGAUCAGUGGCAACUUCCCAUUCCCUCGCUUAUAAUCAGACAGUACUCAGAUCAGUGGCAGCUUCCCAUUCCCUCGCUUAUAAUCAGACAGUACUCGGGUCAGUGGCAGCUUCCCAUUCCCUCGCUUAUAAUCAGACAGUGCUCGGAUCAGUGGCAGCUUCCCAUUCCCUCGCUUAUAAUCAGAUAGUACUCGGAUCAGUGGCAGUUUCCCAUUCCCUCGCUUAUAAUCAGACAGUGCUCGGAUCAGUGGCAGCUUCCCAUUCCCUCGCUUAUAAUCAGAUAGUACUCGGAUCAGUGGCAGCUUCCCAUUCCCUCGCUUAUAAUCAGACAGUGCUCGGAUCAGUGGCAGCUUCCCAUUCCCUCGCUUAUAAUCAGAUAGUACUCGGAUCAGUGGCAGUUUUCCAUUCCCUCGCUUAUAAUCAGAUAGUACUCGGAUCAGUGGAAGCUUCCCAUUCCCUCGCCUAUAAUCAAACAGUACUCAGAUCAGUGGCAACUUCCCAUUCCCACAGCUCUGUUUUUAUCUACUCAAGGAAUAAUAAUUUAUAAAAUGAGAUAUAAAGUAUAUUUUUAGGGAUCGGGAAUAUACAGCCAUUACUUCUUUUUUUCUUUUCAACAAACUACUUGAGACUCACAAAACUGCCCACAGGCUCCUAUACAAAGCACAGAGAGAGCACCCCAUGCUGCCGAUGGUUAACGCAACCAAAGCCGCUUUCUGAUACAACCACACAUGCAGAUUCAAAGUCCCAUUCUAAUAAAAGACUCCACUGCAGCCAAGAGCCAUAAUGGUACAUCCAUUAUGGUGUAUCCAUCCUGAUACAGCCGAGUCCCAACCUGAUACAGCCCAGUCCCAUUCUGAUACAACCGAGUCCCAUCCUGACACAGCCCAGCCCAACUCUGAUACAGCCCAGUCCCACUCUGACACAGCCCAGCCCAACUCUGAUACAGCCCAGUCCCACACUGACACAGCCCAGCCCAGCCCAGCCCAACUCUGAUACAGCCCAGCCCAACUCUGAUACAGCCCAGCCCAACUCUGACACAGCCCAGCCCAGCCCAACUCUGAUACAGCCCAGUCCCAUUCUGAUACAGCCCAGUCCCAGUCCUCACUCUGAUACAGCCCAGUCCCAUUGUGAUACAGCCCAGUCCCACUCUGAUACAGCCCAGUCCCACUCUGAUACAGCCCAGUCCCACUCUGAUACAGCCCAGUCCCAUCCUGACACAGCCCAGUCCCACUCUGAUACAGCCCAGUCCCAUCCUGAUACAGCCCAGUCCCAUCCUGAUACAGCCCAGUCCCACUCUGAUACAGCCCAGUCCGAUGCUGAUACAGCCCAGUCCCAUUCUGAUACAGCCCAGUCCCACUCUGAUACAGCCCAGUCCCAUUCUAAUACAGCCCAGUCCCACUCUGAUACAGCCCAGUCCCACUCUGAUACAGCCCAGUCCGAUGCUGAUACAGCCCAGUCCCAUUCUAAUACAGCCCAGUCCCACUCUGAUACAGCCCAGUCCAAUGCUGACAUAGUGAAUCUAUGUAAUUUUCUGCAGUAAUCAAUAAUCUAUGUGAUAUUAUUUUGUCUAAACAUUCCAAGUGCAGCUUAAAAUCAUUUCCGCUGUAAUUGUCACUUAGUAGAGACUCAGCAACCUGUCUCUCCGGUUCACACAGACGGAUUAUCUGCAACAGUCUAGUCCAGGGGUAGGCAACCUUUUAGCAGCACUGUGCCGAUAUAGGAUGGUGAUGUCCCGUAGCGUGCCGGUCCUAUUUUUUUAAAUUGAGGUGUGUAUGCUGCCGUAUUCUACUUGUUAUUUAUACUGUAAUUGCUUUGUAUCGUUGUAUUUGUGCGUAUAUGAGCUAUUAUAUUGUAUACACACAGGGCCGGCCUUAGGUGAUCAGACGCCCUGUGCGAGCCCAACAUAUGGCGCCCCCCCCCUUCAGCAAAACCUCUGCCCCUUCUACAAUAGCCCUGUUCCGCCUUCUACAAAACCCUUCCACAAACCCCAGCCCCCCUUUCUACAAAAACCCUGCCCCCCUUUUUACAAAACCCCUGCCCCCUCUACAAAACCCCUGCUCCCCCUUUAAUAAAACCCCUGCCCACCCUUCUAUAAUUUUUUUCUCCCCCUUUAACAAAACACAUGCUAUCAUUAUAUAUAUCAACUAUACAGCAAUGUUCACAUAAUAUCACUAAAAACCUUCCCCCUCCACCAAAACCACUGCCACCCUCUACAAAAGUCCUGCACUCAUUCUACAUAAACCUCUGCUCCCCUUCUACAAAACCCCUGCUCCCCUUAUACUAGCCCCUGCUCCCCUUCAACUAAACCCCUGCUCCCUUAUACUAAACCCCUGCCCCCCUUAUACUAAACCCCUGCUCCCCUUAUACUAAACCCCUGCCCCCUUAUACUAAGCCCCUGCUCCCCUUAUACUAAACUCCUGCCCCCCUUAUACUAAAGUCCUGCCCUGUUAUACUAAACCCCUGCCCCCCUUAUAUUAAAGUCCUGCCUCCCCUUAUACUAAACCCCUGCUCCCCUUAUACUAAACCCCUGCCCCCUUAUACUAAACUCCUGCCCCCUUAUACUAAACCCCUGCCCCCUUCUACUAAACCCCUGCUCCCCUUCUACUAAACCCCUGCUCCCCUUAUACUAAACUCCUGCCCCCUUUACAAACCCCCUGGUCCCCCUUCAACAAAACCCAUGCCCCCUCCACAAAAUCCUUUCCCCUGCCACUUCACCAGAAAUGCCUGCCCCCUCUUCUACAAAACCUCUCCUCUACACCUAAACCCCUACCCCCUUUUUUACAAAACCUCUAACCCCUUCUAUAAAACCUCUGCUCCUCCCUAAACCAACCCACCUUCUACAAAACCCCUUCCCCAAAAUCCCAGCGAGAAAACCUCUGCUCCCCCUUCUGCAAACCCCCACACACACACACCCAAAAACAACAAUCUAUUUAAUUUUUUUUUUUUUUUUAAAAAGCAAUAGUUACAACAAGAAUGAGCAGACUCACACUGAAGCUUGCUGCUCCCUGGACCCUCCUGACAGUGUCCCAGUCUGCCGACCUUGAUACCAGCACUGACCUCCUCCCUCACACUCACUGUGCGGAUCCUUCCGCGGAUGACUGUGGAGGCGGAGCACGCUCUUCCUCCGUGCUCCUGACCUCCUCUCUCUCCUGGCCGCUGCACUCUUCAUAAUUUGCAAGUCAAGUGCGCAGCACAAUGCACUUGACUUGCUCUGCACAUGACUCGGGCCGGCAUGUGAGUGACUGAGUGCGAGCUGUGUCGGCCGCCUGGCGCCCCUGUUGCCAUGGCGCCCUGUGCGGCCGCACAGCUCGCACACCCCUAAGGCCGGCCCUGUAUACACAUGAAUGUGGGCUGUGUACGAGGGCUGCUUGUGGAAUUGUGUGUGGAUGGAUAUGUCACAUUGUGUGUUUGGUAGUGGGGGCUGUUUGGGGUAUUGCAUGUGAGAGGCUGCAUGUGGGAAUGUGUGCAUGUAUGUGGAUUGUUAGUGGUGUUGCGUUUGUGGGGAUUAUGUAUUUGUUUCUUUGUGGGCUGUUCGUAUUAUUUGUAUGCAGGUCUGUGUAUAUCUAGCAGUGUGGGUGGCUUCCCUGGGUUCCAGUGGGGACCAGGCUGGCCAGGUACAGGUCAAGGACAGGAGCUGCAACAACAACUGCGAGCUUCUCUAAUACUGUGUGGAUUCCCAUUCACAAGUGCUGGGAGGAACUGAUCCUUGUGCUGCAAUGCAUAAAUUGAGGAUUUUCCUUCACCACCUUUUCGGAUAAGCAGAUAUCUGAAGUUUCACUGAGACUCCUGAUAGGCCAGAGCCUGUUUGGCUCUAGCAGCCUUGAGUGCCGUGCAAAGACACCUCGAGUGCCGUAGGUUGCCUAUCCCUGGUCUAGGAAACAACAUUGUUUCGUUACUUUAGACCUAAAUAUGGCACAACCGUCUCGUCAAUUAGUUUUACAAAAACAAGAUAUCUUGGUAUUUCUAUUAGAAGAAAUUCCAAUCAGGUUUUUCAGUUUAUUUCACGGCACAUUACGAAUAGUCUGAGCUAGACUGUCACAGAUCUCUCUAUGUCACAGAUCGACACAGCUUACGUUUACACUAAUAUUCACACUUCAUUUGGACCAUAGGCGUUUAUUAUCUCCCUAAUCGCUAUGUAGCCCUGUUUCUAUCUAGCUAUGGAUUUAUAUAGUGUAUAAACAGAGCAAGUACUGCUUCUAUCUAUGGAUUUAUAUAGUGUAUAAACAGAGCGAGCCCUGCUUCUAUCUAUCUAUGGAUUUAUAUAGUGUAUAGACAGAGCGAGCCCUGCUUCUAUCUAUCUAUGGAUUUAUAUAGUGUAUAAACAGAGCGAGCCCUGCUUCUAUCUAUCUAUGGAUUUAUAUAGUGUAUAAACAGAGCGAAGCCCUGCUUCUAUCUAUCUAUGGAUUUAUAUAGUGUAUAAACAGAGCGACCCUGCUUCUAUCUAUCUAUGGAUUUAUAUAGUGUAUAAACAGAGCAAACCCUGCUUCUAUCUAUCUAUGGAUUUAUAUAGUGUAUAAACAGAGCGAGCCCUGCUUCUAUCUAUCUAUGGAUUUAUAUAGUGUAUAAACAGAGCGAGCCCUGCUUCUAUCUAUCUAUGGAUUUAUAUAAUGUAUAAACAGAGCGAGCCCUGCUUCUAUCUAUCUAUGGAUUUAUAUAGUGUAUAAACAGAGCGAGCCCUGCUUCUAUCUAUCUAUGGAUUUAUAUAGUGUAUAAACAGAGCGAGCCCUGCUUCUAUCUAUCUAUGGAUUUAUAUAGUGUAUAAACAGAGCGAGCCCUGCUUCUAUCUAUCUAUGGAUUUAUAUAGUGUAUAAACAGAGCGAGCCCUGUUUCUAUCUAUCUAUCUAUGGAUUUAUAUAGUGUAUAAACAGAGCGAGUCCUGCUUCUAUCUAUCUAUGGAUUUAUAUAGUGUAUAAACAGAGCGAGUCCUGCUUCCAUCUAUCUAUGGAUUUAUAUAGUGUAUAAACAGAGCGAGUCCUGCUUCUAUCUAUCUAUGGAUUUAUAUAGUGUAUAAACAGAGCGAGUCCUGCUUCUAUCUAUCUAUGGAUUUAUAUAGUGUAUAAACAGAGCGAGCCCUGCUUCUAUCUAUCUAGAGUGUAUGAGCCCUGCUUCUAUCUAUGGAUUUAUAUAGUGUAUAAACAGAGAGCGAGCCCUGCUUCUAUCUAUCUAUGGAUUUAUAUAGUGUAUAAACAGAGCGAGCCCUGCUUCUAUCUAUCUAUGGAUUUAUAUAGUGUAUAAACAGAGCGAGCCCUGCUUCCAUCUAUCUAUGGAUUUAUAUAGUGUAUAAACAGAGCGAGCCCUGCUUCUAUCUAUCUAUGGAUUUAUAUAGUGUAUAAACAGAGCGAGCCCUGCUUCUAUCUAUCUAUGGAUUUAUAUAGUGUAUAAACAGAGCGAGCCCUGCUUCUAUCUAUCUAUGGAUUUAUAUAGUGUAUAAACAGAGCGAGCCCUGCUUCUAUCUAUCUAUGGAUUUAUAUAGUGUAUAAACAGAGCGAGCCCUGCUUCUAUCUAUCUAUGGAUUUAUAUAGUGUAUAAACAGAGCGAGCCCUGCUUCUAUCUAUCUAUGGAUUUAUAUAGUGUAUAAACAGAGCGAGCCCUGCUUCUAUCUAUCUAUGGAUUUAUAUAGUGUAUAAACAGAGCGAGCCCUGCUUCUAUCUAUAGCUUUAUAUAUAGUGUAUAAACAGAGCGAGCCCUGCUUCUAUCUAUGGAUUUAUAUAGUGUAUAAACAGAGCGAGCCCUGCUUCUAUCUAUCUAUGGAUUUAUAUAGUGUAUAAACAGAGCGAGUCCUGCUUCUAUCUAUCUAUGGAUUUAUAUAGUGUAUAAACAGAGCGAGUCCUGCUUCUAUCUAGCUAUGGAUUUAUAUAGUGUAUAAACAAAGCGAGCCCUGCUUCUAUCUAUCUAUGGAUUUAUAUAGUGUAUAAACAGAGCGAGCCCUGCUUCUAUCUAUGGAUUUAUAUAGUGUAUAAACAGAGCAAGUCCUGCUUCUAUCUAUGGAUUUAUAUAGUGUAUAAACAGAGCAAGCCCUGCUUCUAUCUAUGGAUUUAUAUAGUGUAUAAACAGAGCGAGUCCUGCUUCUAUCUAUCUAUGGAUUUAUAUAGUGUAUAAACAGAGCGAGCCCUGCUUCUAUCUAUCUAUGGAUUUAUAUAGUGUAUAAACAGAGCGAGCCCUGCUUCUAUCUAUCUAUGGAUUUAUAUAGUGUAUAAACAGAGCGAGCCCUGCUUCUAUCUAUCUAUGGCUUUAUAUAGUGUAUAAACAGAGCGAGCCCUGCUUCUAUCUAUCUAUGGAUUUAUAUAGUGUAUAAACAGAGCGAGCCCUGCUUCUAUCCAUCUAUGGAUUUAUAUAGUGUAUAAACAGAGCAAGCCCUGCUUCUAUCUAUCUAUGGAUUUAUAUAGUGUAUAAACAGAGCGAGCCCUGCUUCUAUCUAUCUAUGGAUUUAUAUAGUGUAUAAACAGAGCGAGCCCUGCUUCUAUCUAUCUAUGGAUUUAUAUAUUAGACAGCAGCAGCCCUGUAUAUCAGUUUGUCCUUCCUGACUGACUGUUUCAUCUUUUCAAACACUAAACAUGUUAAAUUCUCUGACAUUUGCCUAUUGUGUUUAUUUAUUUAACUAGAAUCAUAGAAUUUUCAGAGAACUCCCCCCAGAGACAGAACGUUUAAAGAGAAAGCUGCUUAUUAAAAUAAUGAGAUGAAUUUUGUCGUUUUGACGGAUGCUGUGCAGCAAUAUGCUGUUUGGCCUCCAUCAUCGCGCUGCAGUGAGUCACCCACCUACACAUUGCAAGCUGUAAAGUGACCUCAGUGGGUGGGAGUUUCCAUUAGUCAGAGCAUUGCUACUGAUAGGAUGACGCUUUCAUUAAAGGACCACUAUAGGCACCUAGACCACUUCAGCUUAAUGAAGUGGUCUGGGUGGCAGGUCCAGCUAGGUUUAACCCUUUUUUCUAUAAACAUAGCAGUUUCAGAGAAACUGCUAUGUUUAUAAUAGGGUUAAUCCAGCCUCUAGUGGCUGUCUCAUUGACAGCCGCUAGAGGCGCUGAUUUUCACAGUGAGAAGACCCCAGCAUCCAUAGGAAAGCAUUGUGAAUGCUUUCCUAUGGACUGGCUGAAUGAGCGCAUGGCUCUUGUCGCACAAGCGCGUUCAGGCGAGGAGGAGGAGAGUUCCCUACCUGGCGCUGGAGAAAAAGGUACAUUUAACCCCUUCCACCCCCUAGAGCCCGGCGGGAGGGGGCCGUGAGGGUGGGGGCACCCUCAGGGCACUAUAAUGCCAGGAAAACGAGUAUGUUUUCCUGGCACUAUAGUGGUCCUUUAAAGGAAAACUGGGACCGCUUCUUGGGCCCGAUUCUAUUUAACAUAUUUAUAAGCGAUCUUGAAAUAUGCAUUGAAAGCCAUGUUUCAGUGUUUGCAGAUGCCACAAAACUCUGUAAAGUAAUAAAAUGUGAGCAGGAUAUUGCUUUGCUCCAGAGGGAUUUGAAUAGAUUGGGGGACUGGGCACUAAAAUGGCAGAUGAAAUUUAACGUAGAGAAAUGCAAAGUUCGGGGUCAAGAAUGCACAAGCAAUUUACACCCUAAAUGGUAGUGAAUUAGGGAUAACCACACACGAGAAGCAUUUGGGAAUUGUUAUAGACAACAAAUUAGGCAGCAAUAUGCAAUGUCAAUCUGCAGUUGCUAAGGCCAGUAAGGUUUUGUCAUGUAUAAACAGGGGAUAAAUUCUCGGGAUGAAAAUUUUAUUUUGCCUCUUUAUAAAUCACUGGUAAAACCACACCUUGAAAAUGCUGUGCAAUUUAGGACACCUGUUCUGAAGAAGGAUAUCAUUAGAAAAAGUGCAGAGACGAGCUACAAAAUUAAUAAAAGGAAUGGAGCACUUUAGUUCCGAAGAAAGGUUGAAAAUGUAAAUCUCUUUAGUUUGGAAAAACGGCGCCUCAGAGGGGAUAUGAUAACAUUAUACAAAUAUAUUCGGGGCCACUACAAGACAUUAUCUGUAAAUCUAUUCAUAAACAGGGCUAUACAUAGGACAAGAGGUCACACAUUUAGGCUGGAAGAAAGGAGAUUUCAUCUAAGGCAAAGAAAAGUUUUUUUACAGUAAGAGCAAUACGGAUAUGGAAUUCUCUGCCUGAAGAGGUGGUUUUAUCAGAGUCCAUACGGAUGUUUAAACUGCAAUUGGAUACAUACUUACAAAAACAUAACAUACAUGGAUAUAAUUUCUAAUUAAUGGGGUAUUAGCUGCUUGAUCCAAGGAGACAUAGGACUGCUAUUUUGGGGUCAAGAAGGAUUUUUUUCCUAGUUUGUGGCAAAAUUGGAAGCGCUUUAGACUAGGUUUUUUGCCUUCUUUUGGAUCAACAACAAAAACAUAUGUAAGGAAGGCUGCACUUGAUGCAAGUCUCUUUUCAGCUAUCUACGUAAUUAUGUAACUGUGUAAUGUUAGAAAUGCAAAGAUGUACUCCUAAUAUCCUGGCCAACCCCCUGGCCAUGAAAGAUUUAAAAAAAACUUUGUCACUCUCCUUACGCCAGUGCCAAUGUCCUUCGGCGUUGGGUCGCACUGCUCCUCCGUAAGGCUAUGGGGGUAUGUAAUGUGCUUGUGAGGUGAGCACCACACAUGCAAUAAGCCCUCUCCAAUAACAAAGCACUGAAUCAAUGCUUUUCUAUGUGGUUUUAUAAGACAUGGGGAUUUUAACAAAGUUAAACUUUGCGAAAGGCUAGGAAGUACCUCUAGUGGCUAUCUGUUAACAUUGCAGUUUCUCUAAAACAGUUUUACAUUGCAGGGUUAGGAGGGACAGGAGCACUGCACCCAGGCCACUUCAAUGAGAUGACGUGGUCUGGGUGCCUAUAUUGUGUCCCUUUAACAUAGCAUUUAGCAUAAGGAAAUAAAGUCCUGCCUAUCCUCGACUUCAGUGCUAUUUAUCACUCUGCAGCGACACUAAAUAUCUGCCAGUGCUCCAGUCUGGUCCCCAGAAUUUUAGACACUCCAUAGUUACAAAUAGCUGGAACUGAGAAGGGAGGGUGCAGCCAACAGUGCUCUGUAUUGUUACAUGAUGUAAGAGCUCACAAAAUACCUCCAUUCAGAUAUUUCUUUACAUCCUGCUUCCAUUUCUAGGAAUCUCCAUUCCCAGGUUCCUUACAAAUAAACAUAAGCUGGGUAGUUGCUCAUUAAUUUAUGUUUCUGGUUAUACUUACUGUAUAAACCAUAAAUGUUAAUAUUUCAGGUAGUGACUGGUGUAUGCAGUAAGUUUGUUCCCAUACCUUUCUGCUAGCUGUGCAUCCCAUAUUUCAAACAAACGUCAUGCUAAUUUUUUUAUUUCAUUUUUAGGAACCUGGUAGUGUAGGGGUUAGUAACUGAGAGUUCACGGCUAUUUUUUUUGUACAGCUCUGCAGCCCAGGAUGUCGGAGAUCCAGCUCAGAUAUGAGUCACGAAGCCGGGGAGACUGGAAAGACUCCACGUGGGUGUCGCUUGCGGCCUCAUUUCAGUGACCCCAUGCCCACGGACGCAGUGAAGAGAAAGCAGCUGGAACUAAAAAUCGCCGCCGCUGCCCGGCACCACGCUCAGCGGAGGAGGCAGGACAGAGAAAACGGUACCAACUGCCAUUAUUUCGCUCACUGAGAUAGGAUCAGUACAGCUUUCUAACUGAAACGGUUAUAUUAAAGCAUUAAAUAAAGUCUUGUAUAAAAGCCAUUGACAAGAACAAAUUGUAGAUAGAGUAAUACAACGCACAGACAGGACUCUCAGGUUUUAACAACUAAACCACUUAAAAACUCUGCUCCCCUCCCACCAUCCCCCCAAACCAGCGCUUGUAGUGGAGUAUAUUAUUAUAAUAAGUAUAUAAUAGGUAGUUAUAACUACCCACAUAUCCUGAACCAGCCAAUCCAUAAAUCAAAUCAAUAAAUCAAACAACUCUCAACCCAGAAAGAAGGUGUUAAACAGACCCUACCUGACGUUUUUCCAGCCUACAUGUACACUACAUGCACCUGUGUAUACUAGUCGUAUUAUGGGCCGACACUAGGGCUUUAACCUAGGCCUAUUAUUGUCAUUCGUGACCUCAGAUCAUACCCUGAAAAAAAAAAAAAAAAAGUGCACGUGACAAAAAUAAAUGCUAUAUGCUAAAAAUACAUAUAAAGUGCAGUGUGAAAUGUUAAAUAUAUUAAAAUAAUCCAGGAGUACUCCUCACGGCCUACGAACAGCUAAAAAAUAAUACGGCAGAAAGGAUCUAGAGCAGGGGUGGGAACCUUCAGCCCUCCAGAUAUUUUGGACUUCAUCUCCCUUGAUGCUUUGCCAGCAUUAUGGCUGUAAGCAUUAUGGGAAAUGUAGUCCAAAACAUCAGGAGGGCCAAAAGUUCCCCACCCCUGAUCUAGUGCCUUGAGAGUCUUCCCUGAAUAUUAACAACGCAUUCUCAGAGAAACUCUGCCUCUGCGAGUCCAAGAUAGCCGCCAGAAAUAAAUGUGAUCGGCUGAGAUGUCUACCACAGCCCCAGCCAUUUCCUGUGGAUGUUUUUUCAUAGUUUAUCCUGAGUCAAGUGAAAUAAAUUCCCCUGUACAUCAUCUAGCCAUCUGGAGAGAACAAUAAGUGGUUAAGAUUAAGGGCCCUAUCAGGGAUUUCAUUUAUUAAAUUAUCCACCUUGUCAGGUGGGAAAUGGAUUGACCAAGCUAAUCUCAUGAUGUAAAUAGGAGUCCAUGUCAGAAAAAGUUAGGAACCCCAUUCUAAGAGAAGACAAUGCAAUAAACUGAGGGAUUAUAGAUACAUGAAUUAUUAUUUACAUAGUGUGAUUUUUUCAAGUAAAUCCUCUUUGUUUGCCCAGGGCCGGUGCUGUUGAAGGCCAACACGACCACUUCUUGCAGCUCAGGGACUAACGCCCCUUAUACCACCGGACACUGUAACCAGUCUCGGCAUCGCUGGAGCAACAUUAGCAGCCUGAGCACCGACAGCGGGAUAGUUGGUGUCAACGAUGAUAGAGAUGACUGUGAGGGUAACAGAAGCAGGGCUGCCAAACCAGGGGAGGUAGAAAGAGUGGACAGUGGCAUUGGGGAUGCAAUGUCUAGGAAGUGGAGAGCAAGGGUGGCAGAAGCUGCAGCUUCCUUGGAGGCAUGGAAGGCUCAUCGGCCUUGUACUGAUUGUGGGGAAAGAGAUUCAGCCAUGGAUAUAGAAGUUCGAGGGAAGAGACAGGACACUUUGUGUAUAAAAUGUGUAAUGCGCAGGACUGAGCGCAAGGAGGCAGUUAUGGAGUUUGUAAACACAGAGUCCAGCUACGGGGACGAUAUAAGGAUUAUAAAGGAGGAAUUUUACAUCCCCAUGCAGACAGCAGGACUUCUAACUCCUGAACAGCUGCUGGUUGUCUUCAGCAACAUCCAGGAGCUCAUUGACCUCAACGGGAAGUUUCUGGAGGUCCUACAAGAGGAAAUCGACCAAGCGUUCGACCAGGUAAAUAAGGAAUCCUUCAUGGCUGGCACUAGGGAAUUCUGAAUCUGGGUGUGAAAUCCCAUGUGCUCUAGUUUAUUAAAGGACACCUAUAGGCACCCAGACCACUUCAGCUUAAUGAAGUGGUCUGGGUGCCAGGUCCAGCUAGGAUUAACCCUUUCUUCUAUAAAUAUAGCAGUUUCAGAGAAAUUGCUAUGUUUAUCUAUGGGUUAAUCCAGCCUCUAGUGGCUGUCUCAUUGACAGCCGCUAGAGGCGCUUCCGCGCUUCUCACUGUGAUUUUCAGUGAGAAGACGCCAGUGUCCAUAGGAAAGCAUUGAGAAUGCUUUCCUAUGGACUGGGUGAAUGCGCGGGUGGCUCCGGCCGCGCAUGCGCAUCCAGCCGAUGACGUCGCUAUGGAGGAGGAGAGUCCCCCGCCCGGCGCUGGAGAAUGAGGUAAGUUUAACCCCUUCCUCCCCCUAGAGCCCGGCAGGAGGGGGUCCCUGAGGGUGGGGGCACCCUCAAGGCACUAGAGUGCCAGGAAAACGAAUAUGUUUUCCUGGCACUAUAGUGGUCCUUUAAAGACAAAUGUUAGUUUGACAUUAACAUGCAGAAAACUCUAACGUAAACAGAAUAGAAAGUUCAGAAAAACUGCUCCCAGUCCAUAGUGAUGCUCAUUUGUAUUCACUUAACUAAUACCCACUGCCUAUUUAUGCUCAUUUUGUCGCUUUCUCUCAUUUUGGCGAAUUCAAACUGAAUUUUAAAUUUCAGGUCAAAGUAGCAGAAAAAUAAAAUAAUAAUAUUUGAAAUGAACUUUAAAUUCACCUUAGUAAAUAACCCUGUUAACUUUAUUAAAAGUGUCAAACCCAGGCCAGUAUAUGUCAGGAUGGAAGCCGUGUGAAACCCAGGCCGGUAUAUGUCAGGAUGGAAGCUGUGUGAAACCCAGGCCGGUAUAUGUCAGCAUGGAAGCUGUGUGAAACCCUGGCCAGUAUAAGUCAGGAUGGAAGCUGUGUGAAACCCAGGCCUGUAUAUGUCAGGAUGGAAGCGGUGUGAAACCCCGGCUGGUAUAUAUCAGGAUGGGAGCGGUGUGAAACCCAGGCCAGUAUAUGGCAGCAUGGAAGCUGUGUGAAACCCAGGCCGGUAUACGUCAGGAUGGAAGCUAUGUGAAACCCAGGCUUCUAUAUGUCAGGAUGGGAGCGGUGUGAAACCAAGGCCAGUAUAUGUCAGGAUGGAAGCGGUGUGAAACCCAGGCCAGUAUAUGUCAGUAUAUGUCAGCAUGGAAGCUGUGUGAAACCCAGGCCAGUAUAUGUCCAGGCCAGUAUAUGUCAGCAGCAUGUGAAACCCAGGCCAGUAUAGGUCAGCUAUGUGAAACCCAGGCCAGUAUAUGUCAGGAUGGAAGCUGUGUGAAACCCAGGCCAGUAUAUGUCAGGAUGGAAGCUGUGUGAAACCCUGGCCAGUAUAUGUCAGCAUGGAAGCUAUGUGAAACCCAGGCCAGUAUAGGUCAGCAUGGAAGCUGUGUGAAACCCAGGCCAGUAUAUGUCAGGAUGGAAGCUGUGUGAAACCCUUGCCAGUAUAUGUCAGGAUGGGAGCUGGGAUGUCUGUACAGAUGCUGCCAUAGGAAUCAGAAGUUGUUUCCUCGGUGGGAGAUAAUACAGGGGAUUAAGACUGCAACAAAGGGAAAUAAAUAGCUUAUAUGGAAAUAUAGAAUUAACUUCCCAACUCUAAUUUCUAUUUAAAGCUGAAUUUUUCAUUUUCUAGUAAUCCGAUGUUAAAGGGCCAGCAUCAGAGAGUUAGGUGUAUUUCCUUUGUUAGGAGGAUAGAGGGUGCAACCUUUGUCAUAUUAUAUAUUGUUAGCCAGGGAGACAUUCACAAAAUAAGCGAUUGCAACAUUUAGAGGAUUAUUCACUAAAGUGUGAAUUUCAAAUUAUAGGCUGAAAUAUCCAUUUUAAACUUGUGAAAUAAUUAAUUUCCCAUAACUGUGUACCGAUGUUCUAUUAUUAGUCAUGACAUUUUUGUGUUGUCGUGUGCGCAGGGUGAUGAUGAUUCUGUCUAUAUUUGUGUUCUCGUGCGAUGAUAAUUCUAUGUCUGUAUUUGUGUCGUCAUGUGCGCAGGGCGAUGAUUCUAUGUCUGUAUUUGUGUUGUCGUGUGCGCAGGGCGAUAAUGCCAUGUCUAUUUGUGUUGUCGUGUGCGCAGGGUGAUGAUGAUGCUGUCUCUAUUUGUGAAGUCGUGUGCGCAGGGCGAUGAUGCUAUGUCUGUGUUUGUGUUGAGUGCGCAGGGUAAUAAUUCUAGUUCUGUAUUUGUGUUGUCAUGUGCGCAGGGCAUGGGCUGAAAAGAGACAUGUGUCCAUCAGGUUCAACCUUCCUCACCUCUCUUUUUUGCUGUUGAUCAAAAAAAAAUAAAAAAGGCAAAAAACCCAGUUUGAAGCACUUCCAAAUUUGCAACAAACUAGGAAAACAAUUCCCUCUUGACCCCAGAAUGGCAGUCAGAUUAAUCCUUGGAUCAAGAAGCUAUUACCCUACAGUUGAAAAAUAUCAUUGUAUAUUCUGUUUUUGCAAGUAUGCAUUGAGUUGCAGUUUAAACAUCUGCAUGCACUUGGAUAGAAUUCCAUAUCCUUAUUAUUCUUACGGUAAAAAAAAAAAAAACCUUCCCUUUGCCUUAGACAAAAACUUCUUUCUUCCAGUCUAAAAGCAUGACCUCGUGUCCUAUGUAAAGUCCGGUUUGUGAAUAGAUUUCCACACAAUGGUUUGUAUUGUCCUUGAAUAUAUUUGUAUAAUGUCAUCAUAUCCCCUCUCAGGCGAUGUUUCUCUAAACUAAAUAGGUUUAAAUUUGUUAACCUUUCUUCAUAGCUGAUAUGUUCCAUUCCUUUUAUAGCCAGUCUCUGCACUCUUUCCAGUGCCAUAAUAACUUUUGUUAGAACAGGUGCCCAAAAUUGCACAGCAUAUUCAAUAUGUGGUCUUACCAGUGAUUUAUAAAGAGGCAAAAUGAUAUUCUCGUCCCGAGAAUGAAUGCCCUUUUCAUGCAUGACAAUACCUUACUGGCCUUGGCCACUGCUGAUUGACAUUGCUGCAUAGUUUGUUGUCUAUAACAAUUCCCAAGUCCUUUUCAUGUGUUGUUAUCUCUAAUUCGCUUCCAUUAAGGGUAUACGUUGCUUGUGUAUUCUUUACGCCGAAGUGCAUAACUUUGCAUUUUUCAACAUUAAAUUUCAUCUGCCAUUUGAGUGCCCAGUCCCCCAGUCUAUCUAAAUCCCUCUGCAGAAAAGUAAUAUCUUGCUCACAUUGUAUUAGUUUACAGAGUUUUGUGUCAUCUGCAAACACGGAAACAUGACUUUUAAUGCGGUCUUCAAGAUCAUUUAUAAACAUGUUAAAUAGAAGGGGUCCCAGAACAGAACCCUGAGGGACACCACUUACCACCAGCCUGAAAAAUUUACCGUUAAUGAUAACUCUCUUGAUGCAGGCGAAGAUGAUUCUAUGUCUGUAUUUGUGUUGUCGUGUGCGCAGGGUGAUGAUGAUUCUGUCUAUAUUAAUGUUCUCGUGCACAAAGGACGAUGACUAUUCUAUGUUUGUAUUUGUGUGAACACAGGGUGAUGAAGAUUCUAUGUUUCUAUCUGUGUUGUGCGCACAGGAAGAUGAUUCUAAGUCUGUAUUUGUGUUCUUAUGUGUGCAGGGCGAUGAUUCUAUGUCUGUAUUUGUUUCGCCAAAUCUGCAGGGUGAUGAUAAUUCUAUUUUUGAAUAUGUGAUCUUGUGCACACAGGGUGGUGAUGAUUCUGUCAGUGUUUGUGUUCUGGUGCGCACAGGACGAUGAUUUUAUGUCUAUUUAAAUUCUGAUGUGCAAAUGGCCAUGAUUCUGUCUGUAUUUGUGUCAUCGUGUGCGCAGGGACAUGAUUCUAAGUCUGUAUUUGUGUUCUGUGCACAGGGAGGUGAUUCUAAGUCUGUAUUUGUGUUUUUGUGUUCACAGGGCGAUAAUUCUAUGUCUGUAUUUGUGUUGUUGCACACAGGAGCAUGAUUCUAUGUCUGUAUUUGUGUCGUCAUGCGCGCAGGGCGAUUAUUCUAGGUCUGUAUUUGUGUUCUCAUGCGCGCAGGGCGAUGAUUCUAUGUCUGUAUUUGUGUUCUUGUGCGCACAGGGCGAUGAUUCUAGGUCUGUAUUUGUGUUCUCAUGCGCGCAGGGCGAUGAUUCUAUGUCUGUAUUUGUGUUCUCAUGCGCGCAGGGCAAUGAUUCUAUGUCUGUAUUUGUGUUCUUGUGCGCACAGGGCAAUGAUCCUAUGUCUGUAUUUGUGUUCUUGUGCGCGCAGGGCAAUGAUUCUAUGUCUGUAUUUGUGUUCUUGUGCGCACAGGGCAAUGAUUCUAUGUCUGUAUUUGUGUUCUUGUGCGCGCAGGGCAAUGAUUCUAUGUCUGUAUUUGUGUUCUUGUGUACGCAGAGUGACGAUGAUUUAAUGACCGUCUGUAUUGGCGAAGUGUUUCUGGAGUUUGUCAACAUGCUGCCUUCAUUCCAGACAUACUGUCUGCAGCAAUCUGCCUCGAUAGCCAUGCUCAAUGCACUAGAGAAGGAGAAGGAACUACUGAGGUGAGCAUGGUAAUUGUGUUCGUGGUAAUGUGUGUGACAGACCAUUGGAAACAAUUCCAGCACUAUUCCUGUAAUGUAUAAAAUUAUUUUUUUCUUAUUUAUCCUUUAUUUUAAGACAAGAUCAUUAAAAUUUCUAAAAUGCUGUAUUUUCCUCAAAACAAAAUUUUAAAUAUCCAUGGCUGCUCAUUCACUGCAAGAAGUCACUUGAAAUUGUGGGAGAAUAGUGUAUUAUUGUUAAAUUUUUAUUUCCUAUUCUAGGAUAUUUUUAGAUGUGUCUCAGAAUGACAACACAGCACUGAGGCGCAUGAACCUCCGCUCCUUUCUCAUGGCUCCUUUGCAGAGGGUCACCAAGUAUCCUCUCCUGCUUAGUCGUAUCCUAAAGAGUACAACGGAGUUCCACCCAGAUCACGGCAGCCUGUGGGAGGCAAAGAGCCGUAUUGAGUCACACCUUGAACACAUCAACAUGAAGACUAAGCAGGAGGGAAAUCCAUGGACGUUGCGUUCCUUCCGCAGAGAAAGCAGGAAAAAUAAAGAACUUACCAAUAUUGAGAUAAGAGAAAUGGCCAUCAAGCAGGUAGGUUGGCCCAGAGAAGAGACGCGCUUUAUCAAGGAAGGACCUAUGCAUUUAGCACAGCCCACAGACGGCCAGUGGGUUAAGAAGGGCUGCAAGGCUCUAAAAUUUCAGAAUGUGCAGGCACUACUGAUGGCGAAGAUUCGGAGGACAUCGGAGUCCGGUCUUGAAGGAAGUGCGGACAACCAUAUUGUGAGGGAUGCUGUCUUAGUACUUAUCAAAGACAAAAACAAUGGGAAGUUUGUAAUGCUAAGGGAGCCUCUGAGGCUUGGACAAUGUGUGGUAUCCUCUGAUCCAGACUGUGAGGAGACAUUUGAACUAUUGGAGAUAAAACGUGAAGGGUUUGUGUUCCGGGAUGUUGACAGUGACACAACUCAACACUGGUUUAGGCAAAUCAAAAUCUACUCCCGAGACCUUGGAUCCUGGAAGAAACGGAGAAACGCUCUCCCUAACAUUAUGAUAAGCACAACGCAAGGCAGGCCCUGAACCUAGCAAUCACAGGACAAGAUGGGUGUAAAUCAUGACUUCUGCCCUUCUUCCACAAUGGCCAAACCCCAGCUGUGCUGAUCUCAGCACAUUUCACAUAAGACCAUGUCAGUCAGAGGCAAAUCGUGUUACCUUUUCAUGAACAAUUGACACAGAGUUCAAGAGAGAAACUAAAGCGGAGAGCCUGCAAUAUGGGCAAUGCUUUUCGCACCGUGUGGUUAUUAACGCUGUUUGUAGGUCUUUUAUCAACUAGUCUGGAUGGCGAGAAGAAAAAAAAGACAAAAACAACAAAAAGUAAGAGUACAGGAGCAAAAAAAAUUAUUAGAUAUAUAUAUAUCUCUCUAUCUCUAUCUGCUCACUGAAUUCGUUAUGGAGAGUUUGUGCUGGUUUUUUUUCUGUCUUGGUUGAGAGAUUUUAAUGAAGAAGGGGCAAUGCCAAUCAGCAGUUUCUUCAAUAAAUACCGGUCACCAAAUAAUUUAUUGUUAAUCAGAUCUGGCAUAGUUUUACAUUUCAAUCACUAACAGAACCUAUUCCCAGUCGAAUAAUAUGUCUGAAUCUAUGAGAUGUUCACUCAAACCGUAAGCAGCACGCUCCACAGAGAUCUGGCAUUAGCUUUUUGCAAAUAAAAAGUUAACUAAUGUGGGCUGUUCACAAGGAAGCAAUGAUUUACACACGUAUUUCACACAUAAAACGAAGUUUGUUGAAAAGAACUGAUAAGGGAACUUCAAAUCUUAGGUCUAAUAGCUGAAGUAGGCAGCUCUGUUAAUUUGAAAUUCCAGUCAUUUCUCCAAAAUUCAUGGUUUAGGGGAAAAAUUUAAUAUUUUCAUCACUUUUUCCAGGAUGUUUAAAUAUUGUUCAGAGUGUUCUGUAUUAACUAUCGGUGCAUAAUAGAUCCAAAUAAUCCUAUUUCUAUUCGUAAGACAGAGAAUUACUGUUCUUUUCCACAGACGUCAGGCAAAUAAAAAGAGAAGAUUUCAAGAUUUUAGAAAUAAUGCUUUCAAAUCUGUAGCAGUUUUUACACCAGUAGGAAGACUUCCAGCAGGGUAUAUUAACAAGGCAAGUCACCGCACUACACCUACAAAUAUUAAAAACACAGAUUGGCAAAGCAUUGCUCAGCCUCAGAACCCAAAAACGUUAUCUGUAUCUAGGCGACCUUCAGCGCGCCAGAUGUUGUGGACUACAUCCCCCAUAUUUCUAGCAAAGCAACAUGCAGUCCACAACAUCUGGCGUGUGUAGUAGUUAUGGUGCCAGGAGUGCACUAGUGCCAUCCCAGAACCAGGUAAAUGGUGUCACAGCUUACAAAGCUACUCCUGGAACUAUAAAUACAAAAGGGCUGUCUAGGAAUUCCAUCACAAUAUUACUGUUAUUGAUUAAAUAUAUACCUGCUAAGAGUAUGUGAGGUCAGCAGCCAAUCAGAAUUCCCCUCAUUUUACUGCGCAGGUACCAAGAAAUGAUUGUUUGAUGUGCCUGAUACGAGUGCUGUGUUGCCAAUAAAAAAUGAGCAAGGCUCUAACGAUUCACAGCCCUCAAGACUCUGGAGACCUAGUCCAGCCAAGCCAGUACAUCAGAGGUUACCCGUCCCAAUGCUACUCUCCUUUAGUUCCUAAAUUAUAAGUGACAAGUAACAGUGGUUUCACAUUCGGGAAAUAAAUCAAAUAUCCCCAAUUUUAACUCUUACAGUGUUACGUGUGUCACAUUUCAGGCAUUAGUGGCACUGGUGAAAUGGCAAUAUUACUGAAUUCCUCACACAUAAGAUAGUAAUUAUAAUCUAAUUAGAGUUUAAUAUUAGUUGCCACGUUACUUUCCAGGUCCGGCCUGCUACAGAGCAGUGAGAUGUGUAAUUCUAUUAAUUAAAGCUCAUCCUUCAUUAGCAUUCUCAGCAAGAUCAACACUUGAAGAUUAAAGAGAAACUAUAGAAAAAGUCACCUAAGAGCCUGGAAGUCCCUCUGGUGGCUGUCUGGUAGACAUCCACUCAAGGAAGAGUUAACCCUGCAAAGGUAAUUAUUGCACUUUGUUAAAAACUGCAAUAAUUACAUGCUCAGGGUUAAUGAACCUGAGACACUGCGGCCAAACCAAUUCAAUGAGCUGAAGUGAUCUGGGUGCCUAUAGUGUACCUUUAACGUAGCUGUUUAACAGCAUCCAGUGCAUUCAAUGUUCCCGGUUUGUCUCUUAAAGGACCACUCUAGGCACCCAGACCACUUCAGCUUAAUGAAGUGGUCUGGGUGCCUGGUCCAGCUAGGGUUAACUCAUUUUUUCAUAAACAUAGCAGUUUCAGAGAAACUGCUAUGUUUAUGAAUGGGUUAAGCCUUCCCCCUAAUCCUCUACCGGCUGUCUCAUUGACAGCCACUAGAGGCGCUUGCGUGCUUCUCACUGUGAUUUUCACAGUGAGAGCACGCAAGCGUCCAUAGGAAAGCAUUAUGAAUGCUUUCCUAUGUGACCGGCUGAAUGCGGGCGCAGCUCUUGCCGCGCGUGCGCAUUCAGCCCAGGAGGAGGAUCGGAGGAGGAGAGCUCCCCGCCCAGCGCUGGAAAAAGGUAAGUUUUAACCCCUAACCCCUUUCCAGAGCCGGGCGGGAGGGGGACCCUGAGGGUGGGGGCACCCUUAGGGCACUACAGUGCCAGGGAACCGAGUAUGUUUUCCUGGCACUAUAGUGGUCCUUUAAUUGAGACUUUCAGCCUGAGAAAAACAUACUUCUCCAAUCCAGAACAGACUGCUCUGGCACAUACUCCACCAUUUUGCUUUCAGAAGGCAUUGCUGUCAGAGGGUACCAAUACAACUACACCUUACCAUCACCGGGUAGCCAUACUCUUACACCUUACCAUCACCGAGUAACGACACCCCUCCAUGUUACCAUCACCGAGUACCGACACCCCUCCAUGUUACCAUCACUGAGUACCAAUACAUGUACCCACACUGGUUACCCAUACCCCUACAUGUUGUUAUCACUGGGUACCCAGUAUAAAUACCCAUACUGAAGUUAGUGGUAUGAAUACUCCGGCAGUUUCAUGGCACAGGGCACUAAUACUGCUGUGGUUACAUGGUGUAAAGCACCCAGAUACCUUGCUCUAUGGCACAGAUUACAUGCAGAUUUACAGUAUUGGUCAUGCAGGUACAGGGUAGAAAGCCCAGAUACCCUGCAGUUACAUGGUACAGGUACUCCUACGAACACAUGGCAGAGACACCACUAGUUCUGUGAUUACAUGGCACAAGAAUCCAUACUCCUGUGAAUACAUGGCACAGACACCCCUACAACUGCAGAAUUAUGUCACAAGCACCCCAACUUCUAUGGUUUCAUGGCACAGACACCAAUACGCCUUCACUUACAUGACAGAGCACUAUGGUUUCAUAGCACAUGGUACCCAAACUGUUUAUAGUAUAGUCACCCUUACUCCUGCACCAGUCUGACAGCAUACCAUUUCACAGCCAGUGCAACAACGUCACAGACACAAAACGACACAUCCAGGGUAAUAAUGUCACCGAGACAACACUACACCGCUGCUAUAACAAGGUCACUGAGACAACACGACACAGCCAGUAUAACAAUGUCACUGAAAACACGACACAGCCAGUAUAACAAUGUCACCAAAAAACACUACCCAUUCGCUGUAACAAUGUCACAGAGACAACACUACACAGCCGCUAUAACAGUGUCACCAAGACUAUAUUAUACAGCUGAGGGUGAAAAAGAGAAGUGAAACACUUUUCUGUGGGGAAAAAGUGGCAAAUAAAUAAAUAAAUAAAUCUGUAGCAUCAUCGGGGGAAAAAAAAAAAAGUGUUUAUUGAAAAAUUCUAGGGUGCAAAGAUGGAAAAACGCCAGAAAAAUCGGGUUCAUUCCAUUGAUUAGGACCAUGGAUAACACCAUGUAUAAUGUUUGUUGUACAGGAAUUGUUAUUUAAUAUAAAAUGUUUUAUACGCCUUGACUCCAGACUGAUUUAUUCUACUGAUGGUAUCACUGCGCCAUACAAGGCAGAUUAUGGUGGAUCAGUCAAGGAACACAUUUUAAUAAUGUUUUUCUAAACAGAACAUUUUGGUAUUACACGGCCAUAUUACAUUACGUGUUCACAUUCAAAGUUUAUUAUUAAAUGCCCAGCCAG